Daphnia carinata is the source of this 1774-nucleotide messenger RNA. RefSeq names its product inactive peptidyl-prolyl cis-trans isomerase FKBP6-like (gene shu). Gene Ontology annotation, molecular function: protein binding; peptidyl-prolyl cis-trans isomerase activity. Bases 61 to 1512 code for a protein of 483 amino acids. The transcript is spliced from 7 exons. The record is from RefSeq and is a predicted model, not a curated record. Lineage: Eukaryota; Metazoa; Arthropoda; Branchiopoda; Diplostraca; Daphniidae.
UGGUUUUCUCGUAUAGAUUUUGAAAACCGAAAACUUUGUUUGAUUUUUUGAACCAUAAGCAUGGAAAAACGCUCUACCGAUGCCAAUGGGGCGAAGAUAAUCGAAUUUGAAGAUAAUGAUGAAGUCUCUGACGAUGUUGUUUCUGACUCGGAAAAUGAAGAUGAUGAGAUUCCAAUUAUGUUCAAACAGAGUGUUUUAAAAAAUAAGAGCAUUUUUGAAAAGCAGCUUCUGGGGUCAACCGAAAUAGAUCCUUCAGAAAUCUUUGAAAUGAAAGCCAAGCAGGAAGUUGAUGGAGAAAGCAAAGAGUUGUCCAUGAAAAUGGAUCAGCAGAUUUUGGAAUAUUUUGGUGGUGAUGAGGAUGAAGAAAACAAACUGCUUAAAUUGUCUAGCCAGAUGACUCCAUUACCUGGAAUUGAGGGUAUAUUUAAAAAGCUUGGUCAAGCAGGUGAGGGAGAAUUUCCUCCUAUUGAUUCCAUUGUUACCAUCCACUACAACGGCUACCUUCAAGAUGAAGUUAGCAAUGAAAUCAUAUCCUUUGAUUCUUCUUUUUUAAGAGGAAAACCCAAAUCAUUCAUGAGAGGCCAAGGUUCCGUAAUUGAAGGUUUAGACCUAGCAGUUAGUUCAAUGAAGCUAAAAGAACAAUCUGAGUUCAUAAUUUGCCCCGAUUUGGCUUGGGGAGAGAAAGGUUGCCCGCCACGUAUACCGGCCAAUGCAUAUAUUUACUUUAAAAUUGAUUUGAUUGAAUGGGUGGAUUCUAGUGCUGCUGAAGCGUUUGGAAAGCUCCCCAUCCAAAUGCGUAAAAGGCUUCCUUUCCAACAAGUACUCGAAGCAGCAAAAUCCGAAAAACGUAAAGGAACUGCUCACUUCGAAAAGCAGAAUUUCAAUAUGGCUUUGAAGUGCUAUCGCCGUGCGCUGGGUUGGAUUGAAGAUCACAGUUAUGCCGAUGAUGAAGACGAAAAUUUAGGACAGAAACUACGCCUUACUCUUCAUUUAGAUCUUGCCCUUGUUAAUUUAAAAAUUAACAAGCCUAAGAGGACUUGCAUUCACGCAGCUGAAGCAUUAGAAUUGGAACCAGAAAACCCUAAAGCAUUAUACAGGCUUGGUUUGGCAAAGGAGAAGCUUGGCGAUUUUGCAUCUGCACGACGAAAUCUUUUACUAGCAAAAAGUAUUUGCCCGAAGGAUCCUAGCAUUGCCAGAGCUUUGCUUGCGUUAAAUGAGAAAGUGCAGAAGGAGAAGUAUGUUGAAACUGAGCUAUGCCGCAAAAUGCUUGGCUCAACGGCCAUAAGAGAAACUCCGAUUGCUUCACCUACUGACGAGUCACAUAAAGUCAUCCGUUGUUUGCUAGCCGACUUCAUAAAAAACCCAAGUGAAAAACAGUUGGAAUUCCCUCAAGGGAUGUCGCAGAAUGAACGAAACUUUUUAGAAGAAGAAGCUAAUCGGUUACAUUUAAAAUUUGCAAUGAAGCCAUUGAUGAAAGGCGAAAGCAUCUGCACUGUUUUUAAAUGUGGCUAGCGAAGUGCGAAGAAAAGUGACUCAAUGGAAGUAAUUCUGAAAAUUGCCUUCUUGCCUGACUAUCUUUAAGCUACCGUAACAUUUUCCUUUCGCAUUGUCAUAAAUGUUUGUCUCCCCAAAAUAGCAAACAUUUUCAGUUGACAUGCUUUCGACUGGAUUCGGAUAAAGUGUAUGUUAAUCUAGUACUUAAAUUGUUUUUUUGUAAUCCAUGAUCAUCUCUUUUCGUCAAAAUGAUCUAAGAAAACGUAUUAUGUUAAUCUCA